CAACUCGAUGAGCUACUUCUGAUUACCACGCAACUCGAAUUGAGCCGCGUGAUUACGAACCCAAAGCACCCCAGGGGGGAUAUAGGCCUUGCUCCUAUGUUUUCUGCUGCUCAGAAUCGAUAUUUUGCCCCUGAUUCACCCAUGUGGUUAUCUACAAUCGCCCUGACGACCCACUACCUACAGGAGUAGCGCAAUAGCGUGUUCUGGCAGUCGCGGCAUCCCCACUCAAGAUGGGAGAUCGCGAGAUUCUCGAGGUGACCCGGCGCGAAUCACCUUUAAAUAUGGAUAAUGGUUCUAGUGAGCCUCGGAAGUCGCCGCCUCACGCGCCGACGAAGAAGAAGUCCCGGUCGAGUCGCGACGCCGCUGCUAUCAAGCGACGAUGCGUGAGCACGGCCUGCAUUGCCUGUCGCCGGAGGAAGUCAAAGUGCGAUGGCAAUACGCCGUCGUGCGCUGCCUGCUCGAGCGUCUAUGGCACUGAAUGCGUGUACGACCCAAAUAGCGACCAUCGACGUAAGGGAGUGUAUAAGGAGAAGGCCGACACGCUGAAAGCGCGCGAGUCGACAUUGCAGACGAUCGUGCAAGCGAUACUGAAUUCCUCCGAAGACAAUGUUUCGGCUUUGGUUCGACAGAUACGCACCUGCGACAACCUAGACGAUGUCGCAGACACCAUCGCCCGAAAGGAGAACUCCGAUGCAAAGGCGGAGGAUGAGGACGAUGAUGAUAUCAUAAUUGGUGCAUACUCGCAAACCGUCGCACCGACCUUUGAAAACGAACUUUCGGGGAAAAUGGGCGAAUUGAGGAUCGAGAAUGGGUCGGUGCGGUUCAUUGGCGGCACGUCGAACUUGAUAUAUCUCUCGCCAGAGGAUGAUGAGGAGGAUAGCUCGGACGCGCUACAGCAACAAGAUGCGCCAUUAUUAAGCUGGACAACUGUUACGACGGACGCUGAGCUCAUACUACAUUUGCUAAAUAUGUACCUGAGCUGGCACUAUCCAUAUUUCACGACAUUAUCGAAGAGCCUCUUCCUACGAGACUUCCUCCUGGGAAAACCGCCCGGGAAUCCCAAGCGGACAUUAUACUGCUCGGCAUUGCUAGUCAACGCAAUGUUGGCACUGGGGUGUCACUUCACAAAUUCGCCGGCGGGCUGUGCGGAUCCGGAUGACCCCUCUACGAAAGGAGACGCAUUCUUCCAAGAAGCCAAGCGCUUAUUUGUUGAGAAUGAUGAAUAUGAGAAGCCACGAUUAACGACUGUACAAGCCUUAGCAUUAAUGUCCCUCAGGGAAGCCGGCUGCGGGCGCGAAGCAAAGGGCUGGGUAUACAGCGGAAUGAGCUUCCGGAUGGCGUUGGAUAUGGGUCUAAACCUGGAUUCCGGCGGAAUGGCUAGCAGCAAGGAGCCAAUGGACGAGAAAGAAAUCGAUGCACGAAGAGUAACAUUCUGGGGCUGCUAUUUGUUCGACAAAUGCUGGUCCAACUACCUUGGACGCAUGCCCCAGUUGCCGACGUCAAAUAUAACUGCUCCAAAGUACGACGUCUUCCCAGAUGAGGACAGUGACACUUGGUCGCCAUACACCGAUACUGGGGUUAGUCAGUUGCAUUCGCAGCCAUCGCGCACAAGAGCAAUUGCAUUGCAAAUAUCAGCUUUGUGCGAGAUCAGUAGCGACCUACUAAUAUUUUUCUAUCAUCCCCAAACGCUGGAGCGGUCUAUGGGGAAGCAGACCGAGCUCAAGAAGUUGAGUGAGCUGCAUACUCGUCUUGAGGCAUGGCGCAAGGAGCUGCCCAAGGAGUUCGAGUCAAAAGAGGGGCAACUCCCUAAUGUUUUACUUAUGCACAUGUUUUUCCAUCUCCUGUACAUCCAUCUUUUCCGCCCGUUCCUAAAAUACAACCCAUCGACCUCUCCUCUUCCCAGCCACGUCUCGCCCCGGAAAUUCUGUACUUCGGCUGCCUCCGCCAUCUCCAAACUCAUGCGUCUAUACAAGCGCACCUAUGGGCUACGCCAAAUUUGCAACAUCGCCGUCUAUAUGGUCCACUCAGCUUGCACCAUCCACCUACUCAAUUUACCGGAUAAAGCUGCCAAGCGCGAUAUCAUCCAUGGCACCAAGCACCUCGAAGAGAUCGCAGAGGACUGGCUUUGCGCCCGCCGCACCCUAAGCAUCAUAAGCGUACUGGCACGCAAAUGGAAGAUUGAGCUCCCAGAAGAAGCGCGCGACGUCCUCCAUCGCACCGACGCCAAAUAUGGCAAAUUCUCCCCCACCGACGUCCCCAGUCCCAAAUCCGAGGUCUCACAGCACCCGAGCCCAUCUAACCUAGGCUCGCCGCCGGGCUACGGCUCCCCCGAGGCGCCCAAAGCCACAAAGUCCGUAUCAGUGCCGCCGCCGAACCCGCCAGGCAGCGCGCAUAAUAACGUGUACACGACCUUAGCGCCCUUCGUGCCCGUAUCGGCCGCAGGGGAAGAGGUAGGCGCUCAGAUCCCAAUGUCUCUCGCAGAUGACUCUGGGUUGAACAUGACAGCGCCAUACCUGCGAAGCGCCGCAGCAGGGCUCUUCAACGUCGUCCCUCCCAAUAUAGGCAGCAGCCCACGCACGUCGCAGCCAGGACAGGCUGCGCUGCGACAGGCGAUGGCGGGUCCAUCGCAAGGGAGGCAGGUUAGUCCAACGACGUUGUUUGGGGGACAGGGAACGAUGGGUGAGGGUCAGGAUUGGUGGCUACGCGAUCAGGCGAGCCUGGCGGUCGGGUUUGAUAAUUGGGAGGACUUGGGCGGUGUGGGUGGAGAGGGGGGUUUCUUCAUUAAUGAUGCAUCAGCUUUGGACGAUAGUCCAAGAAUGGGGGGCUCUGGCAGCCAGGAGGACUGGUAUAAUUAGGCUUGCACAAAAGGGAUAUGGUGGAUGGGGGCGUUGGAGGGUUUAGUUGCGAAUAGUCUGAUCGCCUAGGAAUGCUGGGCAGUGGGGUUUAAUAAGGGAAGGCGUUAUGGUCUAACAAUGUCGGUAUAUAUCACUCUCAACUCUCGUCUUUAGCCUAUUACUUCUUAGAAAGUAGUUUUUGGGCAUUUGGGUGGGGUCUGUGCAAAAUAGAAACCACAUCGAUUUGCAGUCAUCUCGUCUUCGGCGUUUUAGUUUUAUUGUCACAAAACGAGGAUAAAUUUAAUAUACCCAGGAUAAUUAUUUGCUUCAACCGACAAUAGAUUAUCAACCACAAAAGCAAACUUAUAGUCUAUAGUCUAUACCGACUAUAAGCUAUCAUCAUUCAUCAUUG
Messenger RNA from Pseudogymnoascus verrucosus, 3246 nucleotides. It is a transcript of the gene NIT4, whose product is annotated as Nitrogen assimilation transcription factor nit-4. NCBI's taxonomy places the organism in Eukaryota, Fungi, Ascomycota, Leotiomycetes, Thelebolales, Thelebolaceae. The transcript has 3 exons. Gene Ontology annotation, molecular function: DNA binding; DNA-binding transcription factor activity, RNA polymerase II-specific; zinc ion binding. Gene Ontology annotation, biological process: regulation of DNA-templated transcription; DNA-templated transcription. The record is from RefSeq and is a predicted model, not a curated record. Bases 231 to 2855 code for a protein of 874 amino acids.